Lachancea sp. 'fantastica' is the source of this 660-nucleotide messenger RNA. Lineage: Eukaryota; Fungi; Ascomycota; Saccharomycetes; Saccharomycetales; Saccharomycetaceae. The record is from the annotation of a GenBank genome assembly.
AUGCCAACUCCAAAAUCGGUUUUGAGACCACAGAUCAAAAGACUCAUUCGCCAGAUUCCACAGUCAUCACUCGAUCACCAAUCCCAGCUCAUUUUAGAUGUCUUGAAAUCGGCGUUACAACCCUACUCUUCUGUAGCAUGCUUCAUGGACAUGGGUCGCGGCGAAGUACGAACUUUACCCAUCAUUCGGUACUUAUUUGAUGCUAACAAAAGAGUGUAUUUGCCAAGGUGCACUAACACCAGGGAAAGUGGACACCAGGUUUUGAGGGAAAACGUCGAGUCUCAUCCGCACCUGACGUUCCAUGAAAUGCAUAACAUGGCUCAAGUGGAACGUUUGCAACCGCAGGGCAAAUACCAGCUGCUCGAACCGCCUUUGGAAGAGCCACAUCCACAUCCUCCGAAUCUCGACGUUGUUCUGGUUCCAGGCGUAGCGUUUUGUCUGAAAACGGGGGCAAGAAUGGGCCAUGGCGCUGGAUUUUACGACGAUUUCAUACACCGGACAAUACAUCAGCAUGGAAAACGGCCUCUUUUAGUAGGUUUGGCACUCCAAGAGCAGAUUGUCCCUCACGUCCCCACUGAGGCUCACGACCAUCACAUGGACGCCAUAGUACGUGGCGAUGGCACUAUUCAUUGGAUCGAAUCAAACCAGACUCGUACGUAA